AUGGACAUGGAAAAUAAGAGCAGAACAGAUCUCACUCUCCCAAAUCCACAAGGGCCCUCCAGGGUGCCUGAAUUUGAACUCUCAGAAAUAUCUGUUCACGAUGAUACCCUGCUGAAGAAGUCUGCUUCAUCUCUACCCCAGCAUACAUGGCUGACAUUUUUGAAGAAAGAGUUGAUAUUCCUGGGGGUAACACAAAUUCUGAUUGGUUUGAUAUGCCUUUGUUUUGGAACAAUUGUCUGCUCUGCGUUCAAUUUUUCAGACUUUGAGGAAGACGUUUUUUUAUCCUUUAAAGCAGGUUAUCCAUUCUGGGGAGCAAUAUUUUUUGAUAUUUCAGGACUUUUGUCAAUUAUAUUGGAAAAGAAAAAUACAACAUAUCUGGCCAGAGGAAGCCUGGGAGCAAACACUGUCAGCAGUAUAGCUGGGGGAAUAGGAAUUAUCAUUCUGAUCAUAGACCUAAGGAAGAGCUCCGCUUUUAUUGGUGAUUGCCAGGAAGCUGUUGAGGUUGACUUCUGCUUUGGGGUUUCUUUUUCUACGGAAAUUGUGCUGAUGAUGCUGUUUCUCACCAUUCUGGGGUUCUGCAGUGCUGUAUCACUCACAGUCUAUGGGGUUGGAGAAGAACUCAAAGGAAAUAAGGUUCCAGUUGAUUGUCUUUAUGAAGAAUUAAACAUAUACUCACCAAUUUACAGUGAGUUGGAAAUCAGACAGGAAACGUCACCUCCCAUGGAUUCGUAA
Molecule: messenger RNA, 732 nt
Organism: Galeopterus variegatus (Sunda flying lemur)
Lineage: Eukaryota; Metazoa; Chordata; Mammalia; Dermoptera; Cynocephalidae
Gene: MS4A2
Product: membrane-spanning 4-domains, subfamily A, member 2
Exons: 7
Coding region: 1-732 (243 amino acids)
Biological process (GO): cell surface receptor signaling pathway
Cellular component (GO): Fc-epsilon receptor I complex; plasma membrane; external side of plasma membrane
Source: RefSeq, a predicted model, not a curated record